AUGCCUUGGGGUAUCGAUUCGCGAGGUACCGCCACCGUCAUCUUCAAAGCGCCGCACUUUUCACCAACACGCCAAGGCGGAGAGAUGCAACGGCCCCAUCGGUCGGAUAGAGAAAGGCCGAAACACCACUCGGCCGGACUGCACUCGGGAAGCCGUCACCGUAUCCCGAAUGGGGCAGACGGCCGUGAAAAGUGGGCGAUGAUGCAAGAAUGCGCCGUGCGCAACCUAGCGGCAUCCAAGGCGGAUCAGUGGAUCUCGCGACCCACAUCGGUGGAGCGACUCGAUCACCAUCCCCUGCUGCGUAUAGAAUGUGCGAAGCACAGAACUAUCGAGGCUCGAGGAGGCAUCCUUGCUCAGACCACGAACAGCCGACCCCGUGCUGGAUUGGCUCCGCGUUACCUUCUUUUUCUCCACGUUUGA
This is a messenger RNA of Penicillium cinerascens, 420 nucleotides long. RefSeq lists its product as uncharacterized. The transcript has a single exon. Bases 1 to 420 code for a protein of 139 amino acids. Lineage: Eukaryota; Fungi; Ascomycota; Eurotiomycetes; Eurotiales; Aspergillaceae. The record is from RefSeq and is a predicted model, not a curated record.